Messenger RNA from Suillus paluster, 525 nucleotides. RefSeq lists its product as uncharacterized. The transcript has a single exon. The record is from RefSeq and is a predicted model, not a curated record. Lineage: Eukaryota; Fungi; Basidiomycota; Agaricomycetes; Boletales; Suillaceae. Bases 141 to 449 code for a protein of 102 amino acids.
GACAGAUUCCCCGCAACUACCUGCCAUUUUAUCACCAGCACCAAAUAAUUCUCAACCUCAAACACACAUUUUAUGAAGAAAAUCAAAUUUAUUUAUAUUCAAAUACAUAUGUAGUUACAGGACAAAAAAAGAAACAGGGAAUGAUAGCGAAGAGGGAAUAUCACAACAUGAAUGACAGAGCGGCCACAAGGGAGGGACUAAGGCCAGCGAGGAACCACGAGAAAUGGCCAAUGAGGAACCACGAGAAAAGGCCAGCAAGGAACCACGAAGAAAGGCCAGGGAAAGACCACCACGAACGGCCAGGGAGGAACCACGAGGAAAGGCCAGGGAGGGACCACCACGAACGGCCAGGGAGGAACCACAAGGAAAACCAGGGAGGGACCACCAUGAACAGGAGGAACUCGAGAGGUGGUGGUAGUAGCGGUGAAACAAGAUUGAAAGGAACUUAGCGUGAAAAUUUCCGUCCUGCACAAACAAGGACAAACCAAUUUCAACCACUUGCGCUGGUCACAUGAUUUGAGGUUA